Messenger RNA from Emiliania huxleyi CCMP1516, 855 nucleotides. RefSeq lists its product as hypothetical. Lineage: Eukaryota; Haptophyta; Isochrysidales; Noelaerhabdaceae. The annotation marks the transcript as partial. The transcript has 5 exons. Gene Ontology annotation, biological process: maturation of SSU-rRNA; protein phosphorylation. Gene Ontology annotation, cellular component: nucleus; preribosome, small subunit precursor; cytosol. Gene Ontology annotation, molecular function: ATP binding; protein serine/threonine kinase activity. The record is from RefSeq and is a predicted model, not a curated record.
CUGGAUGUGAAGGUGCUCCGGUACAUGAGCAGCGAUGAGUUCCGGGUGCUCACAGCGUGCGAGAUGGGGAUGAAGAAUCACGAGGUUGUGCCGAGCGCACUGAUCGAGUCCAUCUCGGGCCUCAAGCGCGGCGGCGCAUACAAGCUGAUCCGGCUGCUGGCCAAGAACAAACUGGUCGCGCACUCCUCGAAGCCGUACGAUGGCUACCGGCUCACGUCAAAGGGCUACGAUUACCUCGCUCUCAAGACCCUCUGCAAGCGCGGCUCGCUGUCCGCCAUCGGCAUCCAGGUUGGCGUGGGAAAGGAGUCCGACAUCUUCACCGCGGUCACGCCAGAGGGGGAGGAGGUGGCGCUGAAACUGCACAAGCUCGGUCGGACCUUCCGCACGCUCAAAAACAACCGCGACUACACGCGCCCCGGCCAGUCCUUCAACUGGCGCGCGCGCGCGCGCUCUCUCUCGGAGCCCGCCCACCCGCUGUACAUGAGCCGCCUGUCGGCCCUCAAAGAGUACGCCUUCAUGUCUGCUCUCCACGCGAAGGGGCUUCCGGUGCCGACUCCGAUCGACGUGAACCGCCACUGUGUAGUCAUGUCCUUGGCUCACGGCUUCCAGCUCAACUCGGUCCAGCGGCUGCUCCACCCCGCGGCGGUCUUCAGCUCGCUCAUGGAGCUGAUCUGCACGCUCGCUUCGUAUGGCCUUAUCCACUGCGAUUUCAACGAGUUCAACCUCCUGAUCGACGACGAGGAGAAGGUCACCCUCAUUGACUUUCCGCAGAUGAUCUCAACCUCCCACCCGAACGCCGCGUUUUACUUUGACCGCGACGUCGAGUGCGUCCGUGCCUUCUUCCGCCGCCGCUUC